Molecule: messenger RNA, 1170 nt
Organism: Eutrema salsugineum
Lineage: Eukaryota; Viridiplantae; Streptophyta; Magnoliopsida; Brassicales; Brassicaceae
Product: F-box/kelch-repeat protein At5g39560
Molecular function (GO): protein binding
Source: RefSeq, a predicted model, not a curated record
AUGACGGUUCCUCAGCCACCGUCGUCGUCGUUUUCGUCACUACCAGACGAAAUCACAGAGAACAUUCUUGCACGUGUCUCGAGAUGGAAUUAUCCGUGGCUCUCUCUCGUCUCCAAGAGAUUCCGCUCUCUCUUGUCUUCCAAGGAACUCUACAAGACGCGUUCUCAAAUCGGAGCCAACGAAAUCUAUAUCUACGUAGAUCAGUUUUCCAAUGACAAGUUUGAUCCGAGAUGGUUUAGUCUUUGGCCAAAUCGUGAUCAAACCAAACGAGGAAGAAAGAUUAAGUUUAAGCAGAACUCUAGUGGAAAUCUUGUUGUUCCAAUACCUUGUUCUUGCUCUUCUUCUUCUUCUUCUUCUUUCCAUUCUCCUCACAUUCAAAGAGAUUCCAUGGUAGCGGUUGGUUCGGAAAUUUACCUAAUCGGUGGAUCCUACAACAGGCAGCCUACUUCCUCUAUUCGGAUAUUUGAUUGUCGGAGUCACACUUGGCGUGACGCGCCUAACAUGACGGUGCCUCGGAGAGAUGCGGCUGCUGUUUUCCUCGACGAGAAGAUAUAUGUGAUUGGAGGAGGUUGCGACAAGAACUCUGCCAAUGGGUUUGAAGUGUUUGACAUAAAGACUCAGUCUUGGACAGCCUUGCGGAUUCCUGAUGAUGAGGUACGCAAUGAGUUAUAUGUGUAUAGUAGAGCCAUUGUGGUCCAAGGAAAGCUUUAUGUAAUGGCAGGUACAAGGGACUACACGUACGAGCCGAAAGAAGCUAAGUGGGAAGUUGCAAGAGAGGAAUCUAGUAUCGAUUCGGUAGACGAUUCUUGGUGUGUGAUAGAGAAUGUAAUGUACUGUGUCGAUAACCAAGGAUAUUGCCGUUGGUAUGACUCAGAGGAUAGGGUGUGGAAAGUGAUAAAGGGUUUGGAACAAUUGCGUGAGCAUCGUACAAGGGGUUUAAGAGCUUGUAGUAGUGAGACUGAGAUAGCUAACUAUGGUGGGAAACUUUUAGUUAUUUGGCAUCCCAAUCAUGCUUGGUUUAAAAAAAUCAAAAUUUGGUACGCCAAGAUUUCUUUAGAAACAAGAUGCAAUGGAAGAGAGGUUUGGGGUGAAGUUGAAUGGGUUGAUGCUUUGCUUACAAUCCCUCGCAAUAACUAUGGAUUCUUACGUUGUUUCACUGUUUCGGUUUGA